Pomacea canaliculata is the source of this 4464-nucleotide messenger RNA. RefSeq names its product atypical kinase COQ8B, mitochondrial-like. The record is from RefSeq and is a predicted model, not a curated record. Bases 200 to 2227 code for a protein of 675 amino acids. Gene Ontology annotation, biological process: ubiquinone biosynthetic process. Gene Ontology annotation, cellular component: extrinsic component of mitochondrial inner membrane. Gene Ontology annotation, molecular function: kinase activity. The transcript has 14 exons. Lineage: Eukaryota; Metazoa; Mollusca; Gastropoda; Architaenioglossa; Ampullariidae.
AAGUGUCAAGGACGACAUGUGCUUUUCGUGCUAGCAGAACCACUGUCCACUGUCAAAACUGUGUUAACAAACAAACAAAAUGUUUCGCGGAAAACAUGUUAGUUAACACUUGUUUUAGACCAAUUUCUAGUAACUUUUUGUUUGAGAAAGUUCACAUAACUUCGAUGGACUGUCUUUGAAAACCCUGAAGAGGUUUAUAAUGGCGUGGCGCGGAGAUGUUGCUGGGUUUAUUCGAGGUCUUGAAAGCAUUAGGAGGGCACUGGGAGAGUAUCAGGGAAGGGAAUGGCAACGCAUGUGGGUCAAUUCCAGCUUGCGUUCUGCUGUGCAGCAGGCACGCAGCUCAGCACCUGACAUCAAUCCAGAGCAGUUCCAGGCUGUAAUGAAGGAAAGGGUCAGUCAAGUCACAAGCCAAGCAGCAAGUUUAGCCAAUCUGAUCAAAGGUCAAGCUUCUGGUGUGCUUGAGACAUUUCAGUCAGGAGGACAGCUUGAAUAUGGUGUUGUCAAGGAGAAUGCAGUGCAUUCCUCUGAUGAUGCCACGUUGGUGAAAACAGAAAGUAAAAAUAAUAAAGGCCACAGUUCCUCAUCAGCACCCUUUGAAUCUGAUGAGAAAAGCAGCACAGUUUUGAGUGGUGUUCCUAGGUCAAAUGUCACAGUAGGAGAGUCCAGUACACUGGCUGAAUCUGUUCAGGCACGGACAAUGAGUACUCUGACUCUGCAGAAUAGAAAUGUAGGAGAAAGCACAGGUGGCAUUCAGGCUACUGCCAGGACUCAGGCCUCAGCAGGAGGUCUCACUGUGGAUAUGCAUGCUCAGAACGAAAAGGGUGCUAGCUCUUCUUCACCUCCUAGAAUUGUCCAGAAACCUCCACCACAGAAGUUGAGUGACAGAGCAAGAGAACGUCAUGUUCCAGCUAAUAGAAUUAGUCGCCUGAUGAGCUAUGGUGGAUUGGCAGCAGGUCUUGGAGCUGGGGCACUGGCAGAGGUCACACGGAGAACACUUGGCUUGCAGCAAGGUAGCAGAAGUAGUGACAAAGGAGUGUUGGACUCGAACCCAUUUCUUACUGAAGCAAAUGCAGAGAGAAUUGUUAACACCCUGUGUCGAGUGCGAGGAGCAGCUCUCAAGCUGGGCCAGAUGCUUAGCAUUCAAGACAGCUCCAUGAUCAAUCCCCAGUUGCAAGCAAUUUUUGAAAGGGUUCGACAGAGUGCUGACUUUAUGCCAGCACGACAGAUGACGAAAGUGAUGAACAAAGAACUGGGUCCCAGCUGGGAGGACAAAUUUCAAUCCUUUGAAGAGAAGCCUUUCGCAGCAGCCUCUAUUGGGCAGGUACAUCGAGGUGUCCUCCUUGAUGGCAGAGAUGUUGCUAUCAAGAUUCAGUACCCUGGUGUGGGAAAAAGCAUUGAAAGUGAUAUCAACAAUCUCAUGGCUGUGUUGAGUGUCUGGAACAUCCUUCCUGAAGGCUUGUAUGUGGACAGCGUGAUAAAAGUUGCCAAGCGAGAGUUAGCCUGGGAGGUGGACUAUGUUCGUGAGGCAGAGUGUGGCAUCCGCUUCAGGGAGCUGCUCAAGGGAGAUGAGAUGCUUUAUGUGCCAGAAGUGAUUCCUGAGCUCAGCAGAAGGCAUGUGCUGACAACAGAAUUUGUGGAAGGAGUGCCACUGGACAAGUGUGUUGACUUUGAUCAAGAGACACGCAAUAAGAUUGGGUCAGGUAUUCUCCGAUUAUGCUUGAUGGAGCUGUUUCAGUGGCGCUUUAUGCAGACAGACCCAAACUGGUCCAAUUUCCUCUACAAUCCAGUCACUGAAAAGCUUAUUCUUCUUGAUUUUGGUGCCAGUCGGGAGUACAACAAAACGUUUGUUGACACAUACAUAAAGGUGAUUCACAGCGCUUCUGUGGGUGACAAGCAAGGGAUCUUAGAAGGUUCCAGGAAAUUAGGCUUUCUCACAGGCUAUGAGUCAAAGGUGAUGGAAGAUGCCCACUGUGAAGCCGUGCUCAUUCUAGGAGAAGCGUUUGCUAAACACCAAGAGUUUGACUUUGGGCUGCAAAGCACGACCCACCGCAUUCAAACUCUCAUUCCUAUCAUGUUACGACACAGACUUGCACCACCACCAGAAGAAACCUAUUCCCUUCACCGUAAGAUGUCAGGAGCCUUCUUGUUGUGUGCCAAGCUGGGCAGCAAAGUUCAAUGCCACACCAUGUUUGAGGAAAUAUGGAAUAAUUAUGAUUUUGGACAAUAAAGUACAGGGAAAAACUUUUGUUUUGGAAGCUAAUAGUAUUUCUAAUCCCUUCUGGGGUUGUAGUUAUAAAGCAAGAGCAAGUCGUUUCCUUGGGCAAAAUGGAAACUCAAAGAAAAGGGCCUUGUUUCUAAAGCUAUGAAAUGGUCUAAAGACCCUAUAGACACUACUACAUGUUUCUUUAUGACAGGGCACCUUUGCCACUGCUUUAUAAUUGAUGCUUCAGGAGUAAAACAAUAGGAGGGUCUGGACGCUGCUUUGUAAUUGAAGCUUGUCCUUUUAUUCUCCAUGUUGCAACAACUUAUCCUCACUUCAUAAUUACCACUUCUAGAGGAAUGUUUCUUACUACCUCUACUAAUUUCUAACAGUUUUUUUGGCUUCCCUGAUGUAUUUUUUAACUAAUAUUAACUAAGGAAAGGAGUUUCUAAGUAUUAAGUACUUUCUAACCAAUAUUCUCUGGAUUUGUUUUCUCUCUUUUAUUUUCACAGAGCAUAGUUGGAUCCUAAUAGACUCUGAUUUUAAACUUCUUUCAGACACAGCAGCUAUCUUAAAAGUACCUCCCUUCUGCCAGCUGUGCACACAUUGGCGGGAUUGGAACACUGCAAAUUGACUUAAAUCUCACUUUUCUCUACUUUUACACUGUUACCAGUGUUACUGUCAAUGCUAGCCUUUCAACGCCAUUAUAAUCUCUGUUGUAAUGGCAGUUGCCACCUUUGAGGUACAGCUUGUCAUACGGGUAGUCAUUGCUGUGCUGGAUACAGUGUCCUUGCCCAUAAUUAUUGUUAGUUGUGGCUUUUUACUCAGUAAAUAUAAUAAUCUUGUUUUUACUCAAGUAAAUAAUAGUCUUGAUCAAUGUUUGGUUAGAACAGUCAUCGCUCUCAUUGUUGUGAUCAUCGAUUGUCAUCAUCAAGAAAAUAUUAGGAAAAAUCAUCUCAGCCACAUUUUUGCAAGACAACUGAUGCCUAGAGGCAUGUCAUACGAUGGAUGAGCAUGAUGCUUGUGAACAUUGAAAUUAGGUCACUCCAUUUAAAAAAAACUCAGUCCAUAAAUAAAUAAUAUCGCCUAUGGAGAGCCAAUGCUCAUGAGUAGACAGAGGCAGACAAUUCCGGUCGCUUGCGCCAGCUUAAACUGCUUCACGUUUGCGGGAAGGUAUCUCACUAGGGUGGGGACCAUGCUUUGUACAAAGACAUUAGUCUUGAACUCACUGUGCAAGAGUCAGAGCAGCCUCUUCAGGCACUUGGUCUCGAAUGACCAUCAUCUUUUGUCUGAGCAAGGAUUCAUAUUUCACAUUCAAGCAGUAGUUUGUAAACUACCAGGAACUUGUACAGUUUGUACUUAAUAGCAAACUUGAUGGCAUUUCUUCGCUAGAUUCUGUCUAGCCUGGACAUUGCCAUUUGCCAUGGUCACUGUUGCGAUCCUGAUGAGGAAUACUGAAAGCUGUUCGUCUCCUCGAGCUGUACUCUGUUCAUGUAGAUGUCUGCCAUACAUGUUAACUAUGACUUUGCUCUUGUCAGUGCUGGUCUCCAUUCCAUAUUCGUUGGUACUGUCUGUAGGUUACAGUUCACUGCACUUGAAAGCUGCUUCUGGUUGCUUUUCCUUUAUUUCUUCAAGAUCCACCUUUAGUCGGAGAGAUCUAGGAUAUUCGUGAACUAUGGUUAUUUUUUCGUCGUCUGCCUUCAGAGAACCAUUCGGAUGUUGUAAGUAGUACCUCUUUGAUGUUUCCAGCGAGAGUCAAUGUGUCUGCAUCGCAGUUUACCAUAUGGUGGUGAAUAUGCCUCCAGUUUGGGCCUUAAAGAUCUUCGCAGUGUCUGGGUAUUGCAGGGGUCGGCUGAGUGGCUCUGAGCCUUUCAUGACAUCCUGGGCUCCUGAGGUUCAUCAAGACAAGGUCAUGGUCGCCGCCUGUGACCCUAUUCUGUCCUUGUUGAUGUGGCUGUGGAGCAAACAAUUUGGAGUGUCAAGAUGCCAUCCUUGAAUUCUGUGCUGGGUGGAGUAUGUUGGCUUUGGCUCUUCAAAUUUCAGGGAUUAGUGCUGAUCUUAGCAAAUAUCACUAAAAUGCUCCUCCUCGAUCUUUGUGACCUGUUCCAUUGUAGAACUCUUCCACUUCGUCGUCUCGAUGUGGAAUGUAAACUGACUAGUAAUCGGUCCCAACUCUAGAGAUCAUUGUAUUUUAUUUAAUCAAACAAUUUCUCUCCAAAUUGUUAGGCAUUAACGGACCAACAAAUAAAUAUUUGUAUUAUUUA